GAAUGGGUUGAGUCGGCCGCCGGUGGAACCGGUCGGUCGGAGACUCAACCCGUUUGUCCAUUCGGCGGCGUCGCUGGAUGAGCAUAGCGUCUCGCAUCGAUUCUCUGUGAUUAAAUCGUUCGAAAUCAUUCGCGUGAAUCGAGCACGAAGUGCUAGCUUUGUCAUUUCUUUGUGCCUUCAGCUGAUGAAGCUACAAUGAAUUCAUAUUUCAUUGGAAUAUUAGGCUAUCUGGUGAUUGCGAUUUUUGUACUACAGCAAAGCAAAUCGCAGAAAACGCAAUCCCUGUCGAAUGGGACCGCUGAUUUUAGCUUUGUUACGCGUAAUGAUAAUGAUGAUUUUAUACCUUAUCAAGGCGAACGUUUCAGUAUUUUCGAUUGGGCAUUGUUUAAAACUGCAAGUAAGAAGUACUCUGGAAAUUUACUCAUUUCGCCGAUAUCGUUGAAGUUUGCGUUGCUACUGUUAUACGAAGGAGCUGUAGAUGAAAGCGCUUACCAGAUUGCCGUAGCGAUGCAAUUACCUGCUACUCGAUCAGCAACUCGGGAUAGAUUUUCCUCUAUCUUGCGAUCUGUUCAGGCUUAUUCACCGGACUAUACUUUGAAUACCGGUUCGCGAAUUUAUAUCGAUUCAAAUAUUACAUUUAGGGAACAGUACGGAGUAAUCGUGAAAAGUUUUUACGAUACUGAUGUGAUUAGCGCGGAUUUUUCGAACGCGCAACCACUUGUUCAAUCAAUGAACGCAUGGAUCAGCAACGUGACGAAUGGCAAUAUCGAUCGGCUCAUCGAAGACGAGAACAGCGUCAAAAAUUCCUUAAUGUUAAUCUUGAAUGGAUUGUACUUCAAAGGAGCUUGGCAACGCAAAUAUUUCAAACCAGAGAACACGCGAAUUGGCAAAUUCCAUACGAAAGACAAUAAAACCGUGGAUGUACCUUUCAUGCAUACAGUGGGCCGAUUUUAUUAUUCCGAGUCUCGCGAAUUAGAUGCUAAAAUUCUUCGACUUCCAUACGCUGGUCACAAGUUUGCUAUGUAUCUAGUGUUACCAUAUACGUUGAAUGGAAUCGACACUCUCACCAAUGAAAUUAACCCGUUCUUGUUGACGAGACAUAUAUGGCUCAUGCAAGAUGUACCAGUUGAUCUCCGCAUUCCAAAAUUUAAGUUCGAAUCCUCCACACACAUGGAACCUAUCCUACGUGAGCUUGGGAUUCGAGAUAUUUUUGACGAUACCGCUACGUUAACGGGAAUAUCUAAAUUCCGAAGAGAAUCGAAAAAGCUGAAAGUCUCGGAUGUUUUACAAAAAACAGGGAUUGAAAUGAAUGAGAAUGGAACUACGGCUUACGUGGCCACCGAAAUUGAUAUCGGAAAUAAAAUCGAGGAUGAAACAUUCCAUGUGGAUCGCCCGUUUGUAUUUUACAUCGAAGAAGAAACCACGGGAACGGUUAUCUAUACAGGCAGAAUAAUGAAUCCUCUUGAUACUCUUAGUAGUACUAACGAUGAAACGAAAGAACAUUCAUCGUCCAGUAUUGAUUCAACCAUACCGGAUUCAGACUCGAUCUUGCAAACCGGAUUGAACAUUGAAGAUCGUAGCAAUCUCUUUAACACACAUUUCUCACAGACUUUGAACAAACAAUACCAAAAUGAAAAUUUAGUACUAUCACCUGCAAGUGUGAAAAUGGCUUUGACAAUGUUAAUGGAAGGCGCGAAUGGCAAUUCGAAAUCGGAAUUAAUUUCAGUAUUACGAUUACCAGAAGAAGAAUCACGGAGAACGGAACUUAUACAAAACACUUUAAGAUCUUUGAAAAGAAAUGAGAACGGUACAGAAAUUGAUUUCUCUGCUAGAUUAUGGGUGCAUGAAAAUCUGCCCGUGUUGCAUACUUAUGAAGAUACUGUGCGAUUGCGUUACAAAAGCGACGUACAGAACGUAAAUUUUAAAGAUUCAAAAAACACAGCGGCUCUUAUUAACAAGUGGAUUCGCAACGCAACGCGUAAUGCACUUUCUUCACUGAUCGAUGUUCAACCCGAUACGCGUAUCCUUUUGACUUCGGUCGUAUAUUUCAAAGGACAUUGGUUGAAAUCGUUCGAUAAAGCAAAGACGAAGUUAGAAUGUUUCUACAUACCUAACGGGGAAUGCCGGAAAACGUAUAUGAUGAAACACGAAUCAGUUUAUCGAUAUGCUUACGUACAUUCAAUCGACGCGCAUGUUUUGGAAAUCCCAUAUUCGGACGGUAAAACAUCGAUGUUGGUAUUAAUGCCGAAACGUAGAGAAAAUGACCCGUAUCUUCGAAUAUUAUCCGAAGAUUUAGUCACAGUUCCGGUGUCAGCGAUUCUAGCAAGUUUAAAGAGACGAGACGUUACUGUUCACCUUCCGAAAUUUAAGAUUGAAAGCAAUUUUAACUUGGAGCCAACGCUAAAACGUAUGGGUAUCGAGAACAUUUUUGGGUCUAAUGCAAAUUUUACUGCGCUGAUAUCCAACGGGUUAGUACACGUAACAGAUGUCUUGCAAAAUGUGGAAAUAGAAGUAGACGAGGAAGGAACGCUAGCUGCGGCUGAUACAGAAGUUGGAUACGAGUUGCUGUCUGCGUGGGGCAACGACAUUAAAAUGGACAGACCAUUUAUAUUUAUUAUCGUUGAUUCACUUACAAACACGAUUUUAUUUUCUGGUCGUUUUAUCAAACCGCGUUAAUGUAAGCUUUAUCAGUGGUCAUUUAAUACUAUGUAAUGCAUACUUUAUCUCCCUAUUCCAUAAAAACAAGUCUUAUUACAUUUA
Ceratina calcarata is the source of this 2760-nucleotide messenger RNA. RefSeq lists its product as uncharacterized. The transcript has 14 exons. Gene Ontology annotation, molecular function: serine-type endopeptidase inhibitor activity. The record is from RefSeq and is a predicted model, not a curated record. Bases 196 to 2676 code for a protein of 826 amino acids. NCBI's taxonomy places the organism in Eukaryota, Metazoa, Arthropoda, Insecta, Hymenoptera, Apidae.